Molecule: messenger RNA, 1865 nt
Organism: Nymphaea colorata (pocket water lily)
Lineage: Eukaryota; Viridiplantae; Streptophyta; Magnoliopsida; Nymphaeales; Nymphaeaceae
Product: GATA transcription factor 24-like
Exons: 7
Coding region: 587-1609 (340 amino acids)
Biological process (GO): regulation of DNA-templated transcription
Molecular function (GO): zinc ion binding; protein binding; sequence-specific DNA binding
Source: RefSeq, a predicted model, not a curated record
GGACCGUCUUCUCCCCUUGGAACAAAAGCCGUUCGACCUCGCCGGAAAGCCCUCUUGUCUUUUCGCAGAGCCUUCUCUUCUUCCUUUUUAGCCGGCGGGCAAGGCCGGCAUUUGGUUCCGGUGGCCUGAAAACCUGCCGGAAAGUCGGUCUCCCUCCGACUAUCUCAGCCUUCUUUUCUGAACGACGUGUUCCUUCUUCUCUGUCUUCUUUUUCUGGCCGUCGAUUUGCCCUUUUGGUGCCGCCGAUCGCUCCUUCUCCUAUUCGGAAGAUUCUUGCUAUUUUUCUUUGCGGAAGUUGAGGCCCUGUAGGCGAUCUGCAUGUUUAGAUUGUGCGUGAUCGCUCCGCUUUAGGCGUUCUCCAAUCUUCUUCAUUUCAGAGUUCAUGCUUUGGGGAGAAAGCAUCUAGGGUUACAGGGUUCUUGGAGAAACAGUUUGUUGGUUGAGUAAGCUUUACUUUCGUAAUCCAAGACAACUAAGCAUCUAGAGUUGGGAUCCUAAGCGUGUUCUAGAUUGGGGUUUAAAGUUACGCAUUGAAUUAGGGUUUUGGUUGUACUUCCCUGUGGUAGUUACGAUAUGCCGGAGUACGAUGUCGGAAAAUCAUAAGGAUGUGAAGAGUCAAGAGCUGCAGAGGCAUCAUUCUGACCUUUACGCGCAAGGGAACUCCGGCGUCCAUUCGUCCGACCAGGAGCAAGGGAGCUCGCACCACAUGCAUAUGCACAAUAUGCAUCUGCCUGGUCAGAUAGACGAUGUGCACGGGGACGCCCAAAUGAACAGUGGCGAUGCAAACGCACAUAUGCAACUACAAUACGUGCCGGAUCACGGACACAGUCUUCAUCAUAACAACGAAAGCGGGCUCGAUGAUGAUCAUGACGACGGUGGCAGUGAUGGCAUGGAUGGAGAUGUGCCGUCCGACGCUGCUAAUCUCGCUAUUUCUGCCAUCCCUCCCCGGGCCCAGGGAUCAAACCAGCUUACAUUGUCGUUUCAGGGAGAAGUAUAUGUGUUUGAUUCGGUUUCGCCGGAAAAGGUGCAAGCAGUACUCUUGUUACUAGGUGGACGUGAAAUGCCUCCUGGUCUGCCCAAUAUGUCAUUGUCUGGACAUCAGCAUUACAGGGGAUAUUCUGAUGUUCCGCAACGCAUGAACUAUCCACAGCGAAUUGCAUCAUUGACAAGGUUCCGUGAGAAAAGAAAGGAAAGAAAUUUUGACAAAAGAAUUCGUUAUACAGUACGGAAAGAGGUUGCCUUGAGGAUGCAACGCAAUAAAGGUCAGUUUACUUCAUCAAAGGCAAAUCCUGAUGAAGCAUCAUCAACUGUACAAAACUGGGAUGCUGCUGCUCAGAAUUGGAGUCAGGAUGGCAACGAACCCCAGGAGGCUGCGUGUCGUCAUUGUGGCAUCAGUGAGAAAGCCACACCUAUGAUGCGUCGUGGGCCCGCAGGGCCAAGAACAUUAUGCAAUGCAUGUGGACUCAUGUGGGCAAACAAGGGAACUUUGAGGGAUCUUUCCAAGAGCACAGCUGUUCCACUGCAGAACCCACCGGCAAAUUCCAGUGAGCAGGUGUACUUUAAUAAUGAGCAGGCGCUGCCUAUGGACGGUCAUAAUUCCUCUUCGUAACCACCCUCAUUUUCUGGUGACGACCAGAUGCACUUAGUAUAUAAUCUCUUUGUAAGUGACUUAUCUUGUUCAUUAUAUUAUAUGUAUUUGUAACUCAGGUUUCUGAAAAAGGGAGUUGUUAGCUGGAGAGUUGGGCGUUGUUGCCCUUCUAAUUCUUUUCCUUUCGUCCGUGGUGGAAUGCUUUGGAACAUUUGAAGUAACUGCGUUACAUAUAGAGUAUGCAAUCCUUUUCUGUAAAAUGGUGUGCCUUCGCUUU